Symphalangus syndactylus (siamang) is the source of this 7938-nucleotide messenger RNA. RefSeq names its product TBC1 domain family member 16 (gene TBC1D16). NCBI's taxonomy places the organism in Eukaryota, Metazoa, Chordata, Mammalia, Primates, Hylobatidae. Gene Ontology annotation, cellular component: early endosome. Gene Ontology annotation, biological process: activation of GTPase activity. Gene Ontology annotation, molecular function: GTPase activator activity. The record is from RefSeq and is a predicted model, not a curated record.
GCCGCGCCUCACUGGCGGCGGCAGCGGCGGAGGCGACGGUGGCGGCUCUCCGAGCCGGCGCGAAUCCGGCCCCCGCAGCGGGACCCGGGCAGGUGUUGACGAGCCCUGCCCGGGCAGACGCAUGCGGAGAAUGGAAACACUUGCCCGGCAAUGUCUCUGGGCCGCCUCCUUCGCAGGGCCUCCUCCAAAGCCUCGGAUCUCCUGACCCUCACCCCCGGUGGCAGCGGCAGCGGGUCCCCCUCUGUCCUGGAUGGAGAGAUCAUCUACUCCAAGAACAAUGUCUGCGUGCACCCGCCGGAGGGGCUGCAGGGGCUGGGGGAGCACCACCCAGGUUACCUGUGCUUGUACAUGGAGAAGGAUGAGAUGCUGGGAGCCACCCUCAUCCUGGCGUGGGUCCCCAACUCUCGCAUCCAGAGGCAGGACGAGGAGGCCCUGCGUUACAUCACUCCCGAGAGCUCCCCCGUUCGCAAGGCACCUCGCCCUCGGGGCCGGCGCACCCGGAGCUCAGGAGCCUCCCACCAGCCCUCCCCCACGGAGCUGCGGCCUACCCUGACCCCCAAAGAUGAGGACAUCCUGGUGGCGGCCCAGAGUGUUCCGGACCGCGUGCUCGCCAGCCCUGCGCCAGAGGACGAGGAGAAGCUGGCGCAGGGCUUGGGGGUGGAUGGUGCCCAGCCAGCCUCGCAGCCUGCUCGCAGCCCCUCUGGGAUCUUGUCGACGGUCAGUCCGCAGGAUGUCACCGAGGAGGGGCGGGAGGCGCGGCCCGAGGCCGGGGAGGAGGAUGGCUCCUUGGAACUGUCAGCCGAGGGAGUGAGCAGAGACAGCUCCUUUGACUCAGAUUCAGACACCUUCUCCUCGCCCUUCUGCCUCUCGCCCAUCAGCGCGGCGCUGGCCGAGAGCCGCGGCUCCGUGUUUCUGGAAAGCGACAGCAGCCCCCCGUCCAGCUCUGACGCUGGCCUGCGGUUCCCGGACAGCAACGGCCUCCUGCAGACCCCACGCUGGGACGAGCCGCAGCGGGUGUGUGCCCUGGAGCAGAUCUGCGGCGUGUUCCGCGUGGACCUGGGCCACAUGCGCUCCCUCCGCCUUUUCUUCAGCGACGAGGCCUGCACCAGCGGCCAGCUGGUCGUCGCCAGCCGUGAGAGCCAGUACAAGGUUUUCCACUUCCACCACGGCGGCCUGGACAAGCUGUCCGACGUGUUCCAGCAGUGGAAAUACUGCACCGAGAUGCAGCUCAAAGACCAGCAGGUCGCCCCCGAUAAGACAUGCAUGCAGUUCUCCAUCCGCCGCCCCAAGCUGCCGUCCUCCGAGACGCACCCCGAGGAGAGCAUGUACAAGAGGCUCGGCGUCUCUGCCUGGCUCAACCACCUGAAUGAGCUGGGCCAGGUGGAGGAGGAGUACAAGCUACGGAAGGCCAUUUUCUUUGGCGGUAUUGAUGUGUCAAUCCGCGGGGAGGUCUGGCCCUUCCUGCUGCGCUAUUACAGCCACGAGUCCACGUCGGAGGAGCGGGAGGCGCUGCGGCUGCAGAAGCGAAAGGAGUACUCUGAGAUCCAGCAGAAAAGGCUCUCCAUGACUCCCGAGGAGCACAGAGCGUUCUGGCGCAAUGUGCAGUUCACUGUGGACAAAGACGUGGUCCGGACCGAUCGGAACAACCAGUUCUUCCGAGGGGAAGACAAUCCCAAUGUGGAGAGCAUGAGGAGGAUCCUGCUGAACUACGCCGUGUACAACCCUGCCGUCGGCUAUUCCCAGGGGAUGUCGGACCUGGUGGCGCCCAUCUUGGCCGAGGUCCUGGAUGAAUCAGACACCUUCUGGUGCUUUGUGGGUUUGAUGCAGAACACGAUCUUCGUCAGCUCCCCUCGGGACGAGGACAUGGAGAAACAACUGGAGUGGACGUGGGAAACAGCCCCCAAGUGUCCACUGAGGGUGGGGAGCCUUCCUGGCCAUGGAGCAGUUGCCAGUGUCCUGCCACGCCCGGGCACAACACUCUGCCUCACCCUGGACCACACCACAGCCUCCGGAACAGUCAAAUCUGGGAGGAACUGUCAGAGGCAGCUGUACCUGCGGGAGCUGCUGCGGCUGACGCACGUGCGCUUCUACCAGCACCUGGUCUCGCUGGGGGAGGACGGCCUGCAGAUGCUCUUCUGCCACCGCUGGCUCCUGCUGUGCUUCAAGCGGGAGUUCCCUGAGGCCGAGGCGCUGCGGAUCUGGGAGGCCUGCUGGGCCCACUACCAGACGGACUACUUCCACCUUUUCAUCUGCGUGGCCAUCGUGGCCAUCUACGGGGAUGAUGUCAUCGAGCAGCAGCUGGCCACGGACCAGAUGCUCCUGCACUUCGGAAACCUGGCCAUGCACAUGAACGGGGAGCUCGUUCUCCGGAAGGCGAGGAGUUUGCUGUACCAGUUCCGCCUCCUGCCCCGCAUCCCCUGCAGCCUGCAUGAUCUGUGUAAGCUAUGCGGGACAGGCAUGUGGGACAGCGGCUACAUGCCCGCGGUGGAGUGCACCGGCCACCAUCCAGGCUCGGAGAGCUGUCCCUACGGGGGCACGGUGGAGAUGCCUUCCCCCAAGCCCCUGAGGGAAGGCAAGAAGGGCCCAAAGACGCCGCAGGACGGCUUCGGCUUCCGCAGAUAGGUCAGGCCCCCGACGCUGGACAGGGGUUGAGGGGACCUCCCCAGAGGCCCCGGGCACGGGAGGGGGUGGGGCUGGGCGUGAAGGGGACAGGGGACGGUAGAAACCUAAGGAAAAUGCUUUUGGGCAACAUGAGAGGAAGCUUUUCGUAUUAAUGACAAAAUUAGAGUCCAGAAGUGACAGAAGUCAGACCUACAGCCACCCAGAGGAAAGUCAGCUCCUGAAACGCUGCAGUUGAACGUGCAGCCACCGCACCUGAGAUGCAGGCUGGCUGGGCUCUCCUGCUGGCUGCCCUGGAGGAUUUCAGCAUGUUCCAGGAUUUGCUCCAGCCUCGCGGGCAGCCAGGCACUGAGGAAAGCAGAGACAGGAGAGGAAGGCCUCACCCACCCACUGUGUCGAGGGCUGCAGAACAGAGCGGGGUCCUGUCCAGGCCUGGAGGCAUCUUUGCAAGCCACACACGCUUCCUCAUGAGACCUCGUUCUCUCGGAGUGAGCCAAACACACUUCCCAAAGCCUCCCCAGCCACAGCUGGGAUACCAAUGGAAAGACAUCUGCCAUAAAAAAAAGAAAAAGAUAAAAAGCCCAACCGAUGUGGGGAUAGAGAGGCGGAAGAGCAGUCAGGCUUGAGGACCUGGUGCUUGUAAUGUUUAUCCAUUUAAACAUUUCGUCCUGGUACAUGAAGGGAACUGCCUGCCCAGGAGCCUGAACCUCAGGCUGUUGGAGAAGCAUCCGAUGCCUUUUUCUUUGCUGGGCGUCUUCUAUGUGAGGUUCCUUGGCGUUGUUUAAGGUCAACGCCACCACAUACAGCAACCAGCUGGGGCUUGAAUGGGUCGAUGUGUGGGUGUGUCCCUGAGUGCGUGCAUGCGUGCGUGCAUGCAUGUUUGUGUUUGCAAGAUCCUCUGAUGAUGAUCUGCUUUGUCCCAGGGACGUGGUAGUGUAUUAGCUGACCAACCAAGACAAGGACACCUGGAAAUAGUUGGACUCUUCCACUUCUCUUCAGGACCUGCGAACUCAGAUAUGUAAGUCAGCUUCUCAGGUGAUGGGACGUGAGAGCGACCACAGUGAAGGAGCCAGCACUCAGGGCUCUCCGCCUUCUACGUGGGAAUGAGGUCUUCCCAGCAGACUCUCCCUCUUCCAAAGAUUGUGUAUCAGUUGCUCCUUCUGGGAUUUAGAGAUGGGCAGAAAAGGGUAUGCGAUCUAUGCUGUGAGAGCUCCCAGCCAGCUUAGAAGUGUCGAGCCAUUUGCACAGAAAGCCACUCCUUGAGCAAGGAGACCAAAUCCCUCCUGAAAUCCUCCAUCGCGUCCUUCUGGGGAGAAAAGCCCUUGAUGUGCUGAGAACCAUCAUGGGGACCACGAUAGAGGCCUUCUUCCCACUCAAAGCUUUUCUCCCUGGAGGGUGGGCACUGCUGGGCCAUGCCACUUCAAAGCAGUGUUUCUCAGCAGGAAAGGGGAGGUCACCACUUACCGGCUUCCUCCACCUUCUCGGCUUCUCUUUUCUCCAUGAACCCAGGUUGUCCAGCAGGUACUUCCAAGUUCCCAGGUCUGUCUGCCCAAGAGCCUUUAGGGGAGACUGUCCUGGAGCCCCAUCAGUGCCCAGAUCCUGGGGUACCGACCAUUGCCGUCUAGCAGUGGGGGACCCUGUGGUGGGAGUGGGAUGGGCUUCUCAUCCACGUUGCUUCUGGGAAGAGAGGGUUGCCUUUCUGGGCUGGGGAGGUGGCUAGAGCAUCUGCCCUCACCCUCUGCUAGAAACUAGUUAUAUCCAUUGCCACAGCAAUACUGUGUAACAAAUCCGCCAACACUCGGUGGCCUGCAACAAUCAGCACUGAAGUAGAGCAGGAGUCAGCAGUCUGGGCGGGGUGAUUCUUCUGGUCUAGGCUGGGCUUGUUCGUUUAGGGCCAGUGGGCUGUUAAGUCCCAGGGGAUGCUCAUGGUGCAGAGGUCGGACCUGGCCCUGCUCUGUGGUCUCUUGCAUCCCUCCUGCAGGCCAGCCAUGGCUCAGCCAAAGGCACGGAGGGAGAGACAGCAAGUGCCUUUCCAAGCCUUGGCGGACACCACACCUGCAGCCCUCCCCUUGGCCACAGCAAGUCACGUGGCUGGGCUCAGCAUUAAGGGGUGGGGGACAGGCCUGCCCCUUUAGCGUCCGCUCUGCACAGUUGGGUGGCAAUAGGCUGAGAAUUUGGAGGGCUAAAGAACUGGGACUCUGGAGAGUCUGUGUCCUAAUAAUGCCUGCUUUGGAGCACUCCUUCCCCACUCGCCCUCUCCAGGAGAAUAGCAUCCCCGCUCCUAGCAUUUCACUAGAUACCUCGUGCCUUUGAGCUGCUGUGUUUGGGCGGGAGGAAGCGGAUAGGCAGGUCCAGGGCUCCCCUCACUUGGGAAGGUCCUAGUAGAAGGCAUUCCUUCUGAGUCUCCUGGCCCUGCAGCUUCUCACCCCUGCUGCAUCCCAAGACCUGACCCAGACCAAUCAGCUGCAUCUCCGCACCAAGUGUCACCCCCGCCAUGCACCGCUCGCACCUCACGCUCCCCAUGGGCUGGCCCGGACCCCAGUGAGGUCUGCACCUCUCGGAACCAGCCAGGACCUCAGAAGCUGUGACCCGGGUGUUCAGGGCUUGGUGGAGGAGAUGCUGCUGGGGAGGCGGGGCGGGGGGGGGGGGGGAUGGAGAAGCCCCGCCCCUCUGCAACUCCCUUAAUCUGGAUGCAAUUAGAGGAAACCAGCCAAAAACCCUGCGGCAGCUGUUGUCCCGGGAUUAUUCCCAGCCAGCGAGAGGCAUUAGGGCGAUAAUUCAGUCAUUAGACUUCUAGCCUUCCCACCGCCAGAACGUGCAAAUAGGGGAUAAUCAGCCCUGCACGGCCAUCCUCAGCAAUGCUGCUUAUUUAACCCAUUUUUUAAAAUGACACUUAAUGUUAUUGGCUGGCGUACGUGUGUGCGCAUACUUAAAAGUUGACGCGUGGUGCGGCCCUGCUGCUAAUGUCUGUGCUGACAGCGUCCCCGAUGUUGCUCAGGGCCUCUGGGAAGAGAGGGCACCUUUGAUGUGGGCGUGCUGGCACCCAAGAGACAGCGUGGUCAGGCUCGAUGCUUGCUAGCCCUGGAAGGUCCUCCCAGGGUUGGGUGGUCGGGUGAGCACUCAGAGAUCUGGGGAGGAAGCGAGGAGCCUGGUGUCCUCACCAGAUGCAGAGGGGAAAUGUGUACUCCAGAAGGUUCUGACUCAAGUCUCAGCCCUGAGGACCCAGAACUCACAAGUCAUGGACCAUGUACUGAGGGAAGGAGGGAGGGCGGGCCCCAGCCCACCCCUGCGGGGGAGGAGGAGGGUCUCAAGGUGGGAGGGCAGCUCCCUGAGCAGCCACUGUUCCUGACCAGCCAAAGUGCCGGGCGGGGGGAGGUUUCCACGUCCAGGAGGGAGAGGACCUCCACCCACUGACCUUUCAGUUUUCCGUAGCAGCCCAGCGUGAAGCUCGGCAGGGGCCGGCAGGGCAUCAGGACAAGAUGAAGAUGCUGGUUCUGGAAUGAGGCCUCCCCUUGGGCUAAAGGGUAGUGGUUGGCAGAGGUUGCCCAGCUCUUUUGGAGGCCACAGGGAAUAGAGGUGGGGUGGCAACAGGAAAUAGGGUGCGGGCUGUAGACCAUAGUGGGUGGGGUGGUGCUUCCGUUCCUGUGAGGCCUGCCCCCCUGAGCCCCCUCGUCUGCUUCUUGUUUGGCAGAAACAGCUCUGGGGCACAGCCCCCAGAUGAUGGGAAUCUGCCCACGCUGUGCCCUCUGGGGAAGGAAAUCUUGCCCCUUGUGCAGCCUCCCCUUUCCCUUGCGGGGGGGGCUGGGGGUGCCAGGGCUCCCCCCUUGGAGGGGGUGCUGGGGGUGCCAAGGCUCCACCCUUGGAGGGGGGGCUGGGGGUGCCAGGGUUCCACCCUUGGCUCACUGGGCAGAGGGAAGGAAGCACCUCCCUGUAUGCUCUGCAGGGGCCCCUGCAGGCCACUUUGCCUCAGAGGAAGGAGGAGUGGUCCCCUGGGAAAACACACACACACACACACACACACACACACACACGCAAGUACAUGCACACACGCACGCAUGCGCGCACACACACACGUGCAGGGGUGCAGCCUAAGUCAGUUGGGCCAGGACUGGCUGCCCAGCUGGGCCUGCCCCAUUCUUGGAGUCCCCAGGGGAUGAGCCUCAGGAUCCACUUUGUCCCUUGUUUCUAAGCCAGGCUGCACGGCCAUUCCUGGGUGUGAAAGCGUUCUGUCCUGUCUCCAGUCAGAGGGAACUGCCCCCAAACUAGAAAGCUAAUUUCCCCCAAAGGUUCCUGAAGCCAGAGGCAUGCCCUUGGGGGUUGGUCGGUGGGAGGGACUGGGGUGAGAGGCAGUGCUGUGGAAGGGGCCUGGCCCCUGCUGCCUGCGACUCUCCACAGGUGUGUGGCCUUCUGCCUCCUUCAGCCUCAGUUUCCUCGCCUGUAACAUGAGAACAACGAUGCCUGCCUGCCCAGGCCAUCUCCUGGGACUGCAGUGGGGACUCUUAAGUGUAAAACUGUCAUGAGGAUGGUUUAUGAAGCCCCAGGGACCACACCUGCCACUCAGGGAAGAGACCGCUGACCUCAGCCAUCAGCUGCGUGCAUUGUGAGGGGCGGUGAGCUCAGGACGGAGAGCUCUGCCCUGGUUCAGAGUCAGCACACCUGCACUCCCUUCCACACGCCCACCCAGCUGUGUGUCCUCCGCCGAGGGCAAGCCUCUCUGUGACUCUUCUGUAAAAUGCACCCCAUUCUGCCGACUCCUGCCACGAGACCCAUCCUCAGCGAUCCCGCCAGGCAUGUGUGCGUGAAUGCACGUGCAAAGCUCUCCGUCAGAAGGGUGGUGUGGGCCCUGUAGGUCCUACCCCUUGGCCUUGAAGCUCCCUCAGGCUGCGGACUCUGGCCUCCUGGGUCUGGCGUUAGAACCAGGAGAGGGGUGUCCCUGGGCAGAGCCAGAGGUGCAAACAGCCUGCAGCCAUCUGGCUUUUUAAGUAUAUUGCGUCGCAUUUCCAGAUAGGAAGGUAGCAUUUCAAGUUCAAAGAGAGAUCGAGUCAUGCAACCAUCUUUCCUCCAGCACUUUUGGGGUAAGGAGGACAGUUUUUGUUAUGGUUUAGGGGAAAUUUUCAUGAAAUUUCCACCAAUAGAUUACUGAUGUCCAUGGCAAGUGAUCUGUUCUUGGUAUUUUGUUUUGUUUUGUUUUGGUUUUUAAAUGUAAUCGCCCAUUGGUCAGGCCCAGGACUGGUCACCAUGAGCUCUGCUAGCCACGGCCCCAACGAUGCUUCCGGCUCUCAUGGAUUCCACAGCAAAUAAAACUGUACUGACAACAGA